AUAAAAGUUGGUAAAAUCGAUCAUUUGAAAGUGAGGAGGAUAGCCACCACCAGCCAAAGCUGCAGCGUGCAUUUCCAUUCCAACCCAAGUAACCUACUUAGAUGGAAGAGGAUAGCCAAAUAACAAAGGGAAAGUAUGCUGCUGAUAUUUCCUCCAUUAAGGAAGCCCAUGAUCGAAUAAAAUCGCAGGUUCUAAUAACUCCAGUUCUCUCCUCCGCCUCUCUGAAUGCUAUAUCAGGAAGGCAGCUGUACUUAAAGUGUGAAUGUUUCCAAAAAGGUGGAGCUUUUAAAUUUAGAGGUGCCUGCAAUGCUGUUUUCUCUCUCAACGACGAAGAUGCUUCCAAAGGGGUUAUUACACACAGCAGUGGAAACCAUGCUGCAGCGUUGGCUUUGGCAGCAAAACUACGCGGUAUCCCUGCAUAUAUAGUUAUUCCAAAAAAUGCUCCAACUUGCAAAGUUGAGAAUGUAAAGCGGUACGGUGGUCAGGUUAUCUGGUCUGAUGCCUCUAUGCAAUCAAGGGAGGAUACUGCAAAGAAAGUGUUGCAAGAAACUGGUGCUAUCCUUAUACAUCCAUAUAAUGAUGGACGCAUAUUGAGUGGCCAGGGUACCAUAUCAUUGGAGUUUCUGGAACAAGUCCCACAUAUCGAUACGCUAGUGGUACCUAUAAGUGGUGGUGGUUUGAUAUCAGGAGUAGCAUUGGCUGCCAAGUCCAUCAACCCGGCUAUUCGGAUUUUGGCUGCUGAACCUAAAGGGGCUGAUGAUGCAGCACAAUCUAAGGCAGCUGGGAGGAUAAUAACAUUGCCUGAGACCAAUACUAUAGCUGAUGGGCUCAGAGCAUUUCUUGGAGAUUUCACAUGGCCUGUGGUCCGAGAUCUUGUUGAGGACAUAAUAACUGUAGACGACAGUGAAAUCAUAAAAGCCAUGAAACUGUGUUUUGAAAUUCUUAAGGUUGUUGUGGAACCAAGUGGAGCAAUUGGCCUUGCUGCUGUUCUAUCCGAUACCUUCCAGAAAAAUCCUGCAUGGAAGGAUUGCAACCAUAUUGGAAUUGUAGUUUCAGGAGGCAAUGUUGAUCUGGCCGUGCUUUGGGAUUCUUUUAACAAAGCAAAAUGACUUUUGUUUUUGCUUAUGUGAACCUUCAUUGCUUGGAUAUGUAAGUGUUAUUCCAUUGCUGAUGUAAUAAUUUUAUGUGGUUGAGGUUAUUUCAAUGCUAGUUAUUAACUUGUUGGAUUAAAGUUCUUAUUUGUGAAGAAUCAUAUAAACAAUUUUUCA
This is a messenger RNA of Lotus japonicus, 1268 nucleotides long. RefSeq names its product serine racemase. The transcript has 7 exons. Gene Ontology annotation, biological process: D-serine biosynthetic process; L-serine metabolic process; pyruvate biosynthetic process. The record is from RefSeq and is a predicted model, not a curated record. Bases 102 to 1109 code for a protein of 335 amino acids. Lineage: Eukaryota; Viridiplantae; Streptophyta; Magnoliopsida; Fabales; Fabaceae. Gene Ontology annotation, molecular function: pyridoxal phosphate binding; L-serine ammonia-lyase activity; ATP binding.